Molecule: messenger RNA, 2953 nt
Organism: Cuscuta epithymum
Lineage: Eukaryota; Viridiplantae; Streptophyta; Magnoliopsida; Solanales; Convolvulaceae
Source: the annotation of a GenBank genome assembly
AUAAUGUCCACAUUGAUACUGCUCGCAUGAGUUGUUCAUUAUUGGUGCGGUGUAACUCAAUCCACGCAGCCGCCGGCUUUCAACUUCUCUAUAUUUUUUUCAUUCAAUCGUUUCUUCUCUCAAAUGCCAUUUCUGGAGCUCCUUUAAAUCCCCGUUCUUGCCUUCUAUAGGGUUCUACCAUGGUCACCUGGAUUUGAAAUCUUUGUUUUACUCUCAGCCUCGGUCGGUCGGUGAUGCUUGGCGUACUCUGUGCACGUCCCAAGCCAUGGAUUUUGGCGGCGCUCUCGUUGUUCCAUGCUCAUGGAUCGACGGCGGUGCAUAAUCGGCUUGCCGGCAGUCCAAUCCGGUCAGUUCUCGUCAACGGCGAUGAUCAUCGGCGGUUUCACCACUCCACCGCUUGCCGAUUCAGCAGCGUCAAUGCUAGGCAGGGCGGCGCCGCGUCCAUUUGGCACGCGAUUCUGCCUGCUCGCCGCGGCCGGAAGAGUAUCUCGAGUAGGUCCGCGGUUUUUCACCGUCACAACUGUGAGCUGACGAAGAAGGGAGGCGAAGGUUCGUGGAAUGCGGCGUGGGAUGCGAGGCCGGCGCGGUGGCUGCAGAAUCCCAACUCCGCCUGGCUCCUCUUUGGCGUCUGCCCCUGCUUAGCGGCGCCUCCGCCCUUUCUCGAUCUUCCCGAGGCUAAUUCCGAGGCCACCAUUUCUCCAGAAGGCCAAGUCGGUGUCCUGAACUCCGAUUCAUCCGCCCACACUCCUUCCAAUUACACAGUCACAGGAGUUCCAGCAGAUGGUAGAUGCUUAUUCAGAGCCAUAGCACAUUUGGCUUGCUUAAGGAAUGGGGAGGAAGCUCCUGACGAGAAUCGACAGAGGGAUUUGGCUGAUGAAUUAAGAGCUAAUGUUGUUAAUGAGCUGCUGCAAAGACGCGAAGAAGCUGAAUGCUUCAUAGAAGGAGACUUUGAUGCAUAUGUUAAAACAAUUGAGAAGCCAUAUGCAUGGGGUGGUGAACCAGAGCUGCGGAUGGCUUCUCAUGUCCUCAAGACACCAAUUUCCGUUUUCAUGGUAGAUAGAAUCUCGGAGAAGUUGAUAAACAUUUCAAACUAUGGUGAAGAAUAUGCCAAGGAUGGAGAAAAUUCCAUCACUGUUUUGUUUCAUGGUUAUGGUCACUAUGACAUAUUGGAGAUCAAGCCAGAGCUGUAAGGUAGAAUCAAAGGGGGUGCAGCGACAUAGUACAGAUUUUUUUAUUGAUUGCAUAAAGAGGUCGGUAAAGAUUAAAAUAUGGGUUUAAAGUAUACAUCCAAGAAGAAAAAACAUAAGUUCUUUUCCUAGUCGGUUGAUGAUCAUCUUGUUUGUGGCUUUAUUGAUUUAUUGUAUUGACAUUUUUUUAAAGGUAGGGCUGUGACAAUUUUGUAGAUUUGGCCAUCUGUUUCUAGUUGGCAGUUGGAAAAUUUGAACUUGUAGAUGUUAAUAAAGCAUCCCCUUCUCUGGUAUCACCUUUGAAUGCCAAGUUUUUAGUAUGAAAGGUUGUCUUGAAAUUUUUGUGUUGAAUGGGAAGUGAAAUAGGGAGUAUGGUAUAUAUAAAAUGAGAAAUGCUAGAGGUACCACAUUUUCUACCCCAUUUUGUACUUCAUCCUAUAUUUGUGGCUCACAAAAAUCCAACCCAAUUAAAAUAAUUGCUCCAUUUUUACUCAUUGCUUUUGUGAACCACAAACAUAGGAGGGGUAGAAAAUGAGGUACAAAAUGGGGUGGCUUUAGGGUCUGUUUUCUUGCAAUAGCUUCUGCUUUUAAAAAAGUGCUUUUUUUAUGAAAUGAGGAGGAGUGAUUAAAUAAAAGUUGAUAGUGUUUGAGAAAAAAGUGAUUUUGGAAAGUAAAAGUGGGUAGUGUUUGGUAAAAUAAGUGCUUUUUGUGUAAUAGAAAAAGUAAAAGCACUUUUGACGCGGAAGCUGAGAAAAAUAAAAGUUGUAGUGUUUGGAAAAAUAAGUGCUUUUUAAAGCCAAAAGCUGAGAAGUGCUUUUUUAAAAGCAGUUUCAAACCAACCCUUAGCGUUAGUGAUAUAGAAGAUCGGUAUGGUGAAUCUAGAGUUAUUACAGAAUGUGUCAAUUUGUUUUUCCAAAUCAAGUAUCAAUAUGUCAGUUGAUUUGUAGAUCUAUGGGGUCCUACAUUCAUAAACUGAUAUUUUGCCAUUACCCCAAAGCCGAGAAUUCUACUUGGUCAAAGGGAACAUAGGGCCAGUACCAAACAAACUUAUGAAGACAAUGUUUUUGUGUAAUGGCAAAAAAGUUAUAGUACGCAAAUAUUUGAUGUUUGGUGCUUCUGUUUUUUGUGUAAUAAUAAGAAAAAAGAAUUUUCGGGUUGUAUUGGUGAAGUUAUCGUAGAUUUUUAGUUAUUUUUCCAUAUAAUUUUUUCUUUAUAUUAUUAAUAAAAUAUAUUUUAAAUAUUUUUGUCAUAAAUCAGUAGAAUCAGUCAAUAUAACCACUUCAGCUAGAAGUUUAUAAAUUUCAUCAAAAUCAACCGAUUCGGCCGAUUUCAGUAUUACAAAAUGGGUUCUAAAUCAUAAGUCUCCACAUUUACCUCUGUCCUUUAUAAAUUUUUGCAAAGUUCUACCAUUACUUUUUAGUGGAAUGUACAAGACGAGAGGAAUUUUUUUCACUAUGACACGAUGACUUACCAAAUUAGAAGUAUAUAGACUAGUUGUGUGUCCUAUGUUGGUCGAUAGGGUAAUGUUUAUUAUUGUUUAUGUAAACUUAAGCAUUAUGUUUACUUUGUUUGGUUCAUUUCUUACUUUAAAAAUGGACACUUACUGUGUUAGUGUCGAGGUUGCACCUAAUGUCCUAAACUCCUAAUGGAAUGAAUUGUGGACGCUUAACUUUGAAUAGAUUGCCUAACACCAAUUAGAGAAUCAAAAGGACAUUCUUGGUGUACUCUUUUGAAGAUUCUAGCUUGUAUGCAUAGACAAUAGCCGA